This is a messenger RNA of Python bivittatus (Burmese python), 1999 nucleotides long. It is a transcript of the gene UNG, whose product is annotated as uracil DNA glycosylase. The record is from RefSeq and is a predicted model, not a curated record. Gene Ontology annotation, molecular function: uracil DNA N-glycosylase activity. Gene Ontology annotation, cellular component: mitochondrion; nucleus. Lineage: Eukaryota; Metazoa; Chordata; Lepidosauria; Squamata; Pythonidae. Gene Ontology annotation, biological process: base-excision repair, AP site formation via deaminated base removal; base-excision repair.
AGCGCCGGUUCCAGCGACCGGCCAGUUGCCUCCGCCGCUCCCGACCUGCAGCGCCGGAUUCCCCCUGCGUGCGGUGCCACCAUGAUCGGGCAGAAGUCCUUGUUCUCCUUUUUUACGGCGGCGCCCGGGAGGAAGAGAACUCGCUCUCCGGAGACAGCCGCGGCAACUGAGGUCGCCAAAAGAUCGAAGAAUGACAGCUGCUCCCCGCGGUCUCCCCCGCUCAGCCCCGAACAGCUGGAACGCAUCCGCAAAAACAAAGAGGCGGCGCUGCAGAGGCUGGCGGCCCGUACCGCCAGCUACAUUCCUGCGGAGCUCGGGCAGAGCUGGAGGGUCUCGCUGGCCGGGGAGUUCUCCAAGCCCUAUUUUACUCAGCUGAUGACGUUUGUUGCUGAGGAACGCAAGCGCUAUACCGUUUAUCCUCCCCAGCAUCAGGUUUUCUCUUGGACCCAGCUGUGCGAUAUCCGUGAUGUAAAAGUUGUCAUUUUGGGCCAAGAUCCGUAUCACGGGCCUGGUCAAGCACACGGGCUCUGCUUCAGCGUCCAGAGGCCAGUUCCACCUCCACCCAGCCUGGAAAACAUUUACAAAGAGCUUGCUACCGAUAUAGAAGGCUUUUCCCAUCCUGGCCAUGGAGAUUUGACUGGAUGGGCUAAACAAGGCGUGCUGCUGCUUAACGCUGUCCUCACAGUCCGAGCCCAUCAAGCCAAUUCGCACAGAGAGAGGGGCUGGGAACAGCUCACAGACGCCGUGGUCGCCUGGCUGAAUGUGAACCUCGAUGGCCUGGUUUUCAUGCUCUGGGGAUCCUAUGCUCAGAAGAAAGGCGACUCCAUUGACAGGAAACGGCACCACGUCCUGCAGACAGCGCAUCCCUCGCCCCUCUCGGUGCACAGGGGCUUCUUCGGCUGCAAGCAUUUCUCCAAAACCAACGAGUUCUUGAAGAAAUCCGGGAAGCGGCUGAUUGACUGGAGCGCCCUGUAGGGGUCCUGCAGCUCCCUCGAGGCCGGAGGACCGCCGUUCGUGUCCCCACCAGGCCGGAGAGGCUACGUUGAAAUACUCUGACUGAUUUCUUUGGAGCCGAUCUAAGCCGUAAUUUUCCGCCCUCUUCAUUCAGGAGUCACCUAGGUCAAGGCAUUUACACCAAGCAUCUUUUUUUUUUAAAUCUUGGGGCAUUUAGGGGCAUUGCAGCCUUUUUGUUUGAAUUCUUGACCCGUGUGGAGAACGUCGUGCCAAUCUGUUCUAGGCAAUAACGGCCCGGGCAUUUUUGUUUUUCGUUUCCCUAUCUUAGGCUUCUUAAUGGAAAAUAGAAAUAUCGACAACCGAUAGGCUGCCUUUUUUACUUUGCCUCUGCUGAAGAAUUCAUUCAGUAAGCGGUUUAUUUAAUCCAAAGGGAUGCCCCGCCUAGUUCCCCCAGCUUGUCUUUUUCUCGGCUGUCGAUCUUCAGGAGGCGCUAUGAAAAAUAAUUCUGUUUCUUGACUUGCGGGAAGUGGAGCGACAGACUGAAGGAAUUCGCUUUUUUGCCUUUCGGGGCCAGCAGAGGAUUUCAAGGCACGGCCAGGAUUCCGUCGGGCGAGUUAUAUGAGUAGCACGGGGAGGGGAGGAAAACCAGAAGGCGGAGCACAAACGUUCCCCUUCUGACAUUAGCCUGCGUUCGAAUGAGCGUUAGCUGGCUUCGGGCGCCCUCGUGGCGCGGAGGGCAAAAGGUCCUGGGGGGCUGCUGACCACCCCCCGCGUCUGGGGCGCUUCGCCAGGACUCGGGGCCGCCGGCUCCGCCCCCAGCCCGGGCGCGCCGGCCGCGGGCGUCACCUUCGCGGGCUUCCCCUCGUCGGAAGAAGGGGCUGCUCCGCUGUCCUAUGCAAAUUGCACGACGAGGACUUCUGCCUGGUAUAUUCGAGUACCAAUUUCGGACACUUUUUAAGAAAAAGGUCCCUGUAACACUAGUGCCCGUGUCGGAUUCUUUUAUAGUCACCGUUCCAGAGUUUUGAAAUAAACGCGUUUCUGAUAC